AUUAACAAGAGUGUUCAGUGAAGUACUAGGCAAGCAGGAAUGGAGAGAAGGUUGCGUUUAGUCCGAGUGCUGGUCGCAGCGUCGCUGCCGAUGCUUGUCCUGUCAAGUGUUGAGGUGAUGAAAGAUGUCACACUUGGGUUCGGGGAGGCCUUGAAGCAUUGCAGGGAACAGUCCCAACUGACAGAAGAGAUGAUGGAAGAGUUUUUCCACUUCUGGCGGGACGACUUCAAGUUCGAGCAGCGUGAGGUGGGCUGCGCCAUCCACUGCAUGAGCCACUACUUCAACUUGCUGGACGACACGCAUCGCAUGCAACACCAGAACACGCAUAAGUUCAUCAAGAGCUUCCCUAAUGGCGAAGUCCUCUCGCAACAAAUGGUGGGCAUCAUCCACACGUGCGAGCAGGCUCACGACAAGGAACCCGACAACUGCUGGAGGAUCCUCCGCAUAGCCGAGUGCUUCAAGAAGGAGUGCCAGGCCCAGGGCAUAGCGCCGACCAUGGAACUGCUUAUGGCUGAGUUUAUCAUGGAGACUGAUGUUUGAGGGACGAA
This is a messenger RNA of Plutella xylostella (diamondback moth), 548 nucleotides long. Lineage: Eukaryota; Metazoa; Arthropoda; Insecta; Lepidoptera; Plutellidae. The record is from RefSeq and is a predicted model, not a curated record.